GGGAAGAGGAUAGAGGCAGUCGCAAAGGGGGGAUGAUAGUGGCGGCGUUGAUGGUGAUAUGCGAGGAGAAGAAAUGCGAAAGGAGGCUUCAUUGGCGAGCAGCGCAUAAACGCAGCGAAACAGGCGACCAGAAUCGACCGGUAAACGAUAAACGUUGCAUGGCUAUGUGCUAGCAGAGAUCGUUAAAAGCUGGUAUCUGCGUUUAAAGGUGACCUGUUACACGCAUACAGACAUACGUGCACGUUGAAAGUGUGCGGUCAAACUGCAAGACUCGGAGGAAAUAAAAACAAACGUGAAAUAAACGAGAAAACUGGCAGAAAAAUAAAAAUCGGGUAUAGGAGGUGAAUAGAAAAGACAGAGAGAGGGAGAGAGGGAAAAAGAGAGAGAGAGAGAGAGAUAGGGAUAACAAGGGAUGUGAAAGCACCGUGAAAGGGAUCUUGCGAAGAUACUUUUUUCACGGCACGAGGAUGGCCGUGACGUCGAUGAAAGGAGAUCGUAUUAACCGGAGGGUGGUUCAGUAAGCACGACACCUACGUAGCCAAGAAGACGACGCCUACGUACAGCGCAAACACGCCGAGAACGCAUCGUAACCGACAGUUUUUAUGCAAAUCAAUAAUUCGAGUACGACGCAGCAAUAAAGCUUUGCCUUUAUUUCCUAGAAAUAUCGAACGUUGUUGUUGCCGAAUAACAGUGACGACAAGGGCGACGUCGCGUCGCGUCGACGGCAGCGAGCGCCCGACACUCGAUAACGAGUUUCUAUCGUGGUAGAAGCGUUCGGCAGACGUCGGCUGAGUGUGGAGGAAAGCGUAAGAGUGCCUUUGGUCGCUUGCACCGUUGAUUCGCCUUUCGCGUGCCAAUAAUCGCUGCUGCGUACGUGUUUCGUGAGGCACGUAAAAGAAGUUGGUCACGUCGAAUUCGCUGGUGCAUAAUGUGCAACGUUUCUGAGAAAGGGUCGAAGACAAUGAGGCGAAUUCACUUGGAAAGUAUUUCGCGACGCAGAAGGUGGUCUCUGCGAUUCGGCCUUUUCCUCGUGUAUAUAUUAGUCCAGUACGUCACUUGUGCAAAAAUACCUGAAGAGGUAACGUCUCCUUAUCCCAGUUCCACGGACCGCGAAGAAAACUGGACGUUAGAUUCUACCUCGGAAUCGUUCACGCCCGAGACAGAGGCCAGCGUCGAACCAAAACCGAAAGCAAAGGAAGAGGCUGUUUCGGAGAAAGAAAAGAACGAAAGGACCGAACCGAAGAACGAAAAGAACAGAACGGAAGAAAAGAACGAGGGCCAGCAGAAACAUGGAAAGAAGACACCGGAAGAAGAAAAAUCGAAGCUCGGUGAACAUUCGAAGGAACGGAACGCCGCUUCGACAGAGAAAGCUUCUCCAGCAGAGAAAACUGCUCCGAAAAAGGAAGUGGCGACAGCGAAUGUCCCUGGAACCACAACGGUUCCAACAACGACCACUAUGAAGUACGAACAUGCAACGUGGAGACCGCGAAGGAAAGAUUGCUCGCCACCUGCGAUCGAACAAUUUCCACGACCAUUAAUGGGUCCCUCGGCUAGAAAACACGGUGGAUUGAUCAUUCAUAUUUUAGUUGCAAUUUACACCUUCCUGGGCCUUGCCAUUGUUUGCGACGAUUACUUCGUCUCCAGUUUGGAUCGAAUUUGCGAAGAACUGCGAUUGUCUCCGGACGUUGCUGGAGCGACUUUUAUGGCUGCCGGUUCUUCAGCUCCGGAAUUGGCAACCGUGGUGAUCGGUGUGUUCUUUGCCAAGGAUGAUAUCGGAGUAAGCGGUGUAAUCGGAAGUGCGGUGUUCAAUAUAAUGUUCGUGAUAUCGGUAUGUGGACUGUGUACGUCGACAGUGUCAAAGUUGAAUUGGUGGCCCCUCUGCCGGGAUUGUUUUUUCUACGCUGUAUCGAUUCUGGUGAUGCUGGGUACAAUUUACAACGAAUCGAUAUCUUGGAUGGAAUCUCUGUUCAUGUUGUUCAUGUACGGCGUGUACUGCGUCGCUUUAUCUUACAACGCUAGACUGGAACGUUGGGCGAAAUCUUACAAUAUACCUUUUCUACCAAAAGACGACGAACCCGCGGAGGAGAGCGCUCUUGUUAGUUAUAGAUCGUUACAAGAGGACCGCUUGUCUUACACAGGGCCGAGUUCGCCUACGGAUCAAUAUAAAAAGCAGGAAGGUGUAACUGCAGGAGCAGUGGCAGGAGGAAACGUUCCUGAAACGAACGAAUCGGCACCACCGAAACAACCGAGCUAUUACAAAGCGAAAGAACCAGAUCCGAACGAGGUAUCGCCGUUAGAGAAGCCCACCGACGGUAGCAAAUGGUCUCUGUUCACCUGGGGUCUCGUCUAUCCGAUUCAUUUCAUGUGCCGCGCCACAAUGCCGGAUUGCCGACAAGACAAAUUUAGGAAUUGGUAUCCCUUUACCUUCUGCGUGUCGAUGGUUUGGAUCAGUUUCUACAGUUACUUCAUGGUGUGGAUGAUUACGAUUAUAGGUAGCACUCUUGGCAUACCAGACACGGUGAUGGGUUUGACGUUCGUCGCUGCCGGUGUCAGUGUGCCCGACGCGCUCUCGUCGUUAGCCGUGAUAAAAGAAGGCCUUGGCGACAUGGCCGUGAGCAACGCUGUCGGCAGUAACGUCUUUGAUAUACUUGUUUGCCUCGGGCUUCCAUGGUUUAUACAAACUGCGAUGAUACAACCCGGCUCGCACGUGAACGUCACUAGUCGAGGUCUGACGUACUCGACGGUGUCUCUGCUGUCAACGGUGGUGUUCUUAGUCCUGGCGACCCAUUUGAACGGCUGGAAGCUGGAUCGACGGUACGGAGCGAUAUUGAUGGUUUGGUACUUGGUAUUCAUCACAUUUGCCUCGCUCUACGAACUAAAUGUCUUUGGUGAAAUGAAUCCUCCGGUUUGCUUCAGCGCAUUUUAAACGAACGCCACUUAAUCGUAUACAGACUGACGAGGAAAAUGAAAUAUAAUGGAAAAAGUGGAAAAGGAGGAGCAGUGAAAGCGAGGGAGGGAGAGAGAGAGAGAGAGAGAGAGAGAGAGAGAGAGAAAGAGUGCGUGUGUAAGCAACCGACUGAAUGCUCGAUGAAAAUGUUCUCGUCGAACUCGAUCUCAUUGCAUCGUGUAAGUAUCAGGCUGCUAAAGCACGAUGGAAGAUAGUUCGAAAACUCUUUUAUAAUAUUUUCGUUUCAUUCUUCCAUCCUCCGUCUCGUUUCUUCUCGUUCCUUUUCGUUCUUCUUCUUCUUCUUCUUUCUUUUCCGUUUCCCCUUCUUCUUCUUCUCUUCUUCUUCCUUCUUCUUCUCUUAUCUUAGCUUCCAGCCCUAUUCUAAUUUCUACGUGAAUUGAAAUUUCAAGCAAAAGUGAGGAAGAAUGGCAGAGGAAUGAGAAAAAAGGUGACAAGAUUCCAGCUCGCACUGGAAUUAAAGAAUAUAUUUCAAAUGCGCUCGUCUUAAGAUCUAUUUGUACAAUAACGCGUUAGAUGAUUUGUAGCGUCACCUCUCGAGCACAAAUUCGAGUUCUAUUCUCACGUCGCGUGAAUUUUCCUUCCAUCGAAACAUCGACGAUUCUCGGUGUUUCACUUUGCUUCCACUUGUUAUUCGUACGAUAUCGAUCGAGCUUUCUUUCGGAAGCAAAUGGAAAACGCAACGAAAACAAGCUCUAUCGUUGUUCGUAAGUUUGGGGUCAGUCAAACGGACAAUACACUCAUCAGUAUUAAAACGCAAACGACGACGUUGUUAAGUAUUAUGCAAUCUAGAAUCGGUAGCGGAAUAGAACUGGUGGAUCGAUCGUAUUAACUCGUCGCGCUUACUUUCGAAUCGUAGACGCGCGAGACGCCACAGUCCGAAGACUCUAGACAGUCGUUUUCGUUAAUCGAAUAUCGUUUUUAUCUUUCGUGCCUCUUUGCUCUUUCAAACCUACUCUGUUUCCUCGUUCGACUCUUACUGCUCUACUUGUCGUACUUCCACCGAAAUUUCUAAUCGAAAGCUGCUGCACUUUCGCUUCUUUCUUACGUUUUUAAACGUUUCUCGCAAUCGGCAUCCAGUCAAUUUCUUCUUGUACGAUGAUUCGUCCGUCCGUGCGUUCGUUGGUUCGUUAAUUCGUUGAUUCAUAUUGCCGUUUUUCUUCCUCGACAAGCGAUAUAGUGCACACGCGAGAAUAAUUAUUUUGCUAUCGAGAUAAUCGUUCCCUUCUUCUUAUCGCGCACAUAUACGUUUUCUAUGCAAGUAUACGCGUGUAUGCGUGUGCGUACGUCAGUGUUUUCAAACGGUUCUAUCCGCGGAAAAGUUAAUUUUCCAACAACCUAACGUUUUUUGAUAGAUAUUUUCUAAUCAGAGCGUCGAUAACAGCGAAUUUAGCGUAUCGAUAGAUGAAAAAUGUUGCGAAAGAAUUUACUUCGAUAUUUCUUUCCCUCUCUUGAACGAUCGUUUGCCUGUGGCCUAACGCGUUUUUUCGAAAUCACGAAAGUACCUUUUAAUCCGUCUUUUACGAAAUAUCUCUCUGUUCGCGUGUAACUGCGGGUCGAGCCGCUACUACGAAGCGCUUUAUCGAUCAGAGAAGUAGAAUCAACGUUUAAUAGUCAGACGCGAUGCAGCGGCAGCCGAGAAGCUUGCUUUCUUCCAGAGGAAAUCGAUAAACGUCGGCCAAACUAGCCACGUCCGAAUCGAGAUUUACGACGCACCGUUGUUUUCCUCGCUGACGAUCGACACCAUUCGUCCUCACUAUCUACCGGUCUUUUUAUCGACCUUUUUACCGACAGGCUUGUUACGUGCUCUCAAAUACGUUGUUUCUGGCGCGUUCCUUUCCGCACUAUUAUCUCUGUUUUUCUUUCACUUUCUAACGUCCUGAACGAAUAUGAAACGACGAAAGACGAUGCAACCAGUCGCGAAGUUCGAGUUUAUCGGACGAAUUAGACCGUGGGCGAGGGAGAGGCGAGCGCUUUCAACGAGUCGAGCGAAUGAUCGAACGCCGUUCGCGUACUCGCGUAAAAGUACGAUUGCUUGCAAAGGAGAAAUUAAAAGCUUCGUUUCGGACAAAUCGUACGCAUCGAUCAAAGGGAUUACGUAGGACCCACGUGGAUCAGUGGAGGCGAGUCAAAAGGUAGAAACGAAGUUGACGGAAGAAGGUGAAAGAGAUAGAAGGGUACACUUUCGACGAGUACGAGACGAGAUAACAAAAGAGACAAUAAUUAAUGCAGCCUUAUCCGAUGAAAGUAUCUACAACGUUACUCUGCGCGAUCCUUGAGAUCAGCGUGUAAAAGGAUAGCGUUCGGUAUUCUUCCGUUUUCCCAUACCUUUCGAUCUGUCUGUUGCCUGGCCAUUUUGCAAAGACGAUCGAUCAACGUUUCUAGACUAUUACACGUACGAUAUUCUAUGUAGUCGCUAAGCGGAAAGCGGGCCGGCGGUGAAUUCCAAACAAAGAGCAAACCGCGAUCCGCCAACAGCCUAAGUAUUUAUUGUAUUUGUCUGUCUACGUUGAUCAGCGCUUCUUCGUACAUCGUGCAUCGUACAUCGUACCGUAUGCGUGCAUUCGCCUGUUCCAAAAGCAAAUACAAUGCAAACGUAAUUCGUAAUGUGUCACGAGCACAGUUGCGUUUGAAUCGGUACUCGGUCCGAUGACAGAUCGCAAAGAUCGCGCAGGCGUUUUAACGUAAACCGAACGCGUGUGUUAUAUGCAUGCGUGCUCCAUUACGUAAGUACAUGUACGUAUACACACGUACAUAUAUCGUAUGCGUGCGUAUAUAGAUAUGUACGAUUACGCAUUAUACAUAUAUAGCUGUAGCAAUACAUACAUCUACAAACUGUAUAUUACGCACUGUAUAUGUAUAUGUAUAUGCACAGUACGUAGUAUACAUAAAGAAAAGUAUAUACGAUACGUACGAAAGCUUAGAUUUAUAUGAUUAUCGAACGUUCUACGUGUUUGUUCACUACCAUUAUUUGUUAUAUUGUUAGCGCUUCAGGCGGAUACACGUUGAUAUUAACUAUUAGCGAUAUCGUCAGAUAUAUAGUAUGCUCGCUCGUUCGCUCGAUCGAUCGAUCGAAUUGAACUCAAAUUACACCUCCAUAUAGAGUAUAUAUACAUUCGUGUGCGUGCGUGUAAUUCAACUUCAACGAAGCCAACCGCGGCAUUUAACGAGCGUUCGAUCGAUCGAUGCGAAGCAAGAGACGGUGCGUUCCGACGCAUACGAAUACGCGUUGGAAACGCGUUCAAUUGGUCGAAGCGUAAUUAUCGGAUGC
Bombus impatiens (common eastern bumble bee) is the source of this 6236-nucleotide messenger RNA. Its product is annotated as probable sodium/potassium/calcium exchanger CG1090. Bases 929 to 2926 code for a protein of 665 amino acids. NCBI's taxonomy places the organism in Eukaryota, Metazoa, Arthropoda, Insecta, Hymenoptera, Apidae. The record is from RefSeq and is a predicted model, not a curated record. Gene Ontology annotation, cellular component: membrane. The transcript has 9 exons. Gene Ontology annotation, molecular function: calcium, potassium:sodium antiporter activity; calcium channel activity. Gene Ontology annotation, biological process: calcium ion transmembrane transport; intracellular calcium ion homeostasis.